GGACUGUUUCUCAAGGUUAAUUAUUUAAGCAAAUUCGAAAAGAAAUUUUUCGAUCAAUCGCAACGUUUCACUUCUUUUGGUGGGAUAUGAUUUCCACUUGUAACCAGUGAAUAUUAAUGACCCAUCUACAAUCUACAAAGAUCAAUCUUUUGUUAUGACGUUUAAGCAGCACGUCUUGAGUCAUGGUCAGGAGGAUUUUAAAGACGUCCUUGAUAAUUUGAAAGAAACUGAUUUUCGCGUGUAUCGAACAAGAUGGAUUAUUGUCUUUACAUUUGCCUCACUGAGUUGUACAAAUGCUUAUUUGUGGAUAUCUUAUUCCCCCAUUGCUAACUACUUCGUUGAGUUUUACUCAACAAGUAACAUGGUUCUCAAUCUCAUUUCUCUAAUUUACCCUUUGACUACGAUAGUACUUGGCUUCCCAAUAGCUUAUGUCAUAGAUUAUCUUGGAGUACGUUUCAUUGUCUUAUGUACGGCCAUUUGUAACUUAUUGUGUGGGUGCAUGCGCGUUUUCAGUAGCGCACCAUAUAUAAAUAUUUCAUCCCCUGGACGUCUCAUUUUGAUAGUAUUCGGGCAGGUAAUCGCUUCUUUUGCCCAACCAUUCUGCUUGUUCUCCACAACCAGUCUUGCGUGCGAUUGGUUCCCCGACAAUCAGCGUACCACCGCAAACACUAUUGCAUCGCUUGGAAAUUCAGUAGGCAUAUUGCUCGGCAAUUCAUUUGCCCCUAAUUAUGUCAAGAGUUCUUCCGAUAUUGUUAGUUUCAAUUACAUAUCCUUGGGAUUGGUUGCUGUUCAGUUCUUCCUGUCAAUACUUUUAGUCCGUAGAGGUAAACCAAUCACACCCCCUUCAUAUGUGGCGACCGUGGCUAUAGCCAAUCGUCGAGUCAACUCAAACAGACAUUUUAUUUCACUUCAUUCUUUAUGCGACUUUUUGAAAGCGUUUGCCCCACCUCUUAAGCUCUAUGGUUUUUGGAUUAUUACAAUUACAUUCAGUAGUUGCAUCGGAUAUUUUACUGUCUUAUCGGCCCUCUUACAGCAAAUUUUGUGUACUAAAGGUUACUCCAACCAGUUUGCUGGGUUUUGUGGAUCAAUCACAAUAGCUGCAGGCUUAGUAGCAGCUGGCCCUAUUGCAUUAUUUGUGGAUAGAACGGGAUUUCUUAUUGAAACAUUAAAGAUCACAUUUUCACUAAGUGUUUUGGGAGCUGUCUGCUUAAGUAUCGUAUUGUGGUUCCAUAACCAGCAAAUACUAAUCACCAUUUGUUUAAUUUGGCUUGGAGCAUUUGGUUUCUCUCAGUUUUCCCUGUGUUUAGAGCUAGCCGCAGAGGCGACUUAUCCAGUUUCUGAAGCAAUUACAACCAGCUUUCUUAUCAUCUCCAACCAAAUAAUUUCCCUUGUAAUGUUGCCUGUUUUACAGUUUACUGCACCUUUAGCUAACAAUUCAACUGAAAUUAUCAGCACUUGUGGUCCUAAUGAAGAUAUCCGGGUAAACAGUUUGCAAUAAAACUGAUCGUUUUAUAAUAAAUCUAUGAGUUCUUAAGAACUAUAUUUAAUAUUUUUAGAAACUUAUUUCUCAGACUAACCUGUAUCAAAAGCUUUAUCGUCAUUUAUGCGUAUUAUGUUACACUCAUCCCACGGGAAUAAUGCAACACUAAGUUCCAACUACAUUAUAAUACACUAUACUCUAAUAGAGAAUAACUGGAUAUGAUUAGGAAUCUCAUUGUCACAGUAAGGGAUUAGUCUUAAGUUUUUUAAUACACCAUGGCUUGUGAUAAAGCAGUCUUUUUUAGUGUCAUAGUAUUAAGCAAUUACUAAAGCCAGUGAACAUUUAACCACUUAAGAAUCCCUUAUAUUACUCUAGUCGGCCCCAUGAAUUAUUGUUUAUUUAUGUAGUAUCUUGCAUCAUCGCUGUAUCUAGUACAAAUUAAGAAAACAUAAUAAUUAGAAAUUCAACAUGGCAGGUGUAAUUAUUUAUCUACCUGUUUAGUGUAAGAUAACAAACAAAUUUUUUGUACUAUUUUUCUUUUGAUUAUCACUAUUAGCCAAAAAAUUACUAAUAUGGGUCAUCACAUUUGUCAUAGUAAACUUAUUUUUCAGUAAUAAAUCUGGUUAGAUUAUUCAAAAUCUUUUAUUUAAUUGUUAUAGACUACCCAACGUGAUCAUAGAAGACUAAACAGUUUCAUCUAUUCUUUUGGUAGAUACACUUAAAAUUACGAUGUAGUGUGUAAAUUUAGUUUCACUCAACAUCGUGUUCAAAUCUACCUAAUAUUGAAAUAUUGUUACGCCAUCUAAUCGGAGGCUCAUUAACAUCACACUAAAACUGUAAUUUUAAGCUUCAAUAUUCAGAUGUAUUCUUAGGAAUUACUAAACACAUAAAUUAAGAAUAUCUAACUUUAUAAACCGUGUCUUCGAAUAUUGCUUAUUCAAAAUGUUAUCGGUUGCAGUUGCCAUCUCUGAAUAUGCAACCUUUUGUUUUAAAUAUUGUUCACUUGGGUUCUGGUUACAGUUUAAGGUGAUAAUAAUAAUCACCAUAAAAAUACUGACGUAAAAGUCAUUUAAGUAAAUUUCCGCCCUUUUAUUUUGUAAAUUCGAUGUCUGAAUAGUGGAUAUUUUCAUGUUAACAAUAUAAUCUAUACGUAUCUGUAUUAUUUGUAGUUGAUUAUAUUUGGGAUAAGUGAUGUUUAGAAGCGAUACUUAUAUAGUUGUACGUUUCUAUGGAAAAUAUUAAAUUAUUAUUGUAUACGAAAGAUUACCAUUGACCUCUCACUUCAUUUUUGAUUUCUUUAGGAUUUCAGUGCACCACAUAUGGGUUUAUGUGCUUUCAUGGUUUUAUUAUCAAUUGUCCAACUUUUCACCUUAAAGCUACCAUAUAAACGACGAGAAUGUUUAAAUUCUGUUGUAAUCUCUAUCGGAUCUAAUAAUUCUAUCAAUGAAGUAAAUGAUGAAAUUCAAGAGGAUCUCGAUUAGGAACAAAGACAAAUAGUGUAACACAUCUUAUUUAUUGUAAUUAUUUUCUCUAUUUAUCCAUUUAAUCCUUAUGAUUUCUUAUACUGAAAAGUUGGAAUCACGUUUAUUUAUUUGUCUGCAUAAUAGGUAAUAUUUAUUCUCUAUUAUUUUUCGAUCUUUUUUGAUUGCGGGGUUUAUGAAUUACUUUUGAGCCAUUUAUUUAUUGACUGAUAUAUUUAUAUAUAUCUUGUUUAAAAAUACAACUGAUUACUC
This is a messenger RNA of Schistosoma rodhaini, 3213 nucleotides long. Lineage: Eukaryota; Metazoa; Platyhelminthes; Trematoda; Strigeidida; Schistosomatidae. The record is from the annotation of a GenBank genome assembly.